AACGCGAACGUAGUAGGAUGUUUAAGCAAAUCAAACGUUAGUUAUAGCUACAAGAUACAACAACAUAUAUUUAUUAAUUUAUUCUCAUUUAUACAAAAACACACACACUCAAGCCAAACACAUUUAAAAAAAAAUAAAUAAAAUUAUACCUAUAACGAAAGAAAUAAGAAAAAAACGUAUUGGAUUUAAAAUCAUAACAACAAGAAUUAUUUAUUAAUAUCAUGAAAUAAAUAUUGAAAUUAAGUGAAUGAAAAAGUGAAAAAUAUACAUAAUAAUAAUAAAAAAAAACCUACAAAUUUGGAUUACUUUACAACCGCAGCCGAGACAGCAGCAAAAAUACUACACAAACACACCACACAUCACUUAGCAACACAACGUGAAUGAAAACAAAUUGAAAUUCAAUUGAGAAAAACGCACAAUUUUCAAAAGAAAACUAAAUACAAAAGUUAAUAAACAAAUUUCCAAAAUCUGUGAAAUUUUGUUCAAAAGUGUUUUUAAAAGUGCUAAAAGCAAAUAUUUUUUUCAAUAAAAACGUCUUAUGCUCAAAAUGAAUUUUAAGCUGAAAACAAAAAAUAUCAAUCAACCACAGCAGCAUAAUUUCAAGCAAUUGCAAUUUAAAAAUCAUUUAAAACGAACCAAUUUGCCACCAAACAAAAAACACAAAAAAUCAACAACAAUUAAUAAAUUUCGUAAAUUGUGUGAAAUUAAAACAUAAAUUUUGUUGAUUUAAACAACAACAAACAAACAAAAUUGUGAACACUCGUCUAAAUAUUUUUUGAAAAAAAAAAAAAAAGACGAAAAUAUUUCCCAAAAAAAGUGAAAAAAGUCAAACGCCAGUUACAACAAGUUGUAACCAAACUUCUAAAAACAUUGUGGAUUAUUUAUUAUCAACAAGCGCACAAAAAAAACUUGAAGUUUUUUUUAGCAGCAACAACAACAAACAAUUUAAAAAGCAGCAGCUGUUUCUGUUUCAACGACAAGUGGACUUGACUGCCAGCAAACUUAGCAAGCAACUUUAUACUCAACUCGACACUCAAACAAACUACUUACUUAUUACUACUAUUGCUGCUACUACUACUUUAACUAUAUAAGUUUAACAACUACAAAAGACUUUUGAAUUAGAACAAAUCUAAAAUGGCUCAAAAUAUCACAGAAGCAACAAACACAACAGCAGCAGCAUCAGCAACAAAAUCUUUAGAUUCAACAUUUGAAUCGAUUAUUAUAGACAUUCCACAAGCUAUAACAUUCUCAUCGGCAUCAUCGUCGUCAUAUGAUACUGAUAGUAGCGUAAAUAGUACAACAUGUUGUACGAAGCACAAUGAACACAUUUACAUGCAGAAGCCACAGCAACACCAGCACCAUCUUCAUCAUCAUCAUCAUCACCACCAACAAAGUGAUUUGAAAUCCUCUUUAAACUCGGACAUGGAGGCUGUAUAUUUUAAAGCUGAUCAUCGGAAAAGUUGGCCCAUAUUCAUUUUACUGAUUUCACUAUUAGAAAUCGCCGUGUUUGUCUAUGACAUUUUGACAGUACAAAAGUACAACUCAAAAUCUCAGGACUUACCCUUGGCCAUACCCACCGAUUCGGUGUUUAUCUAUAGGCCCGAUCGUCGUUUGGAGGUGUGGCGUUUUAUCUCGUACAUGUUUUUGCAUGCCAACUGGUUCCAUUUGGGUUUCAAUGUGGUCAUACAAUUAUUCUAUGGCAUUCCAUUGGAGGUCAUGCAUGGCUCCCUACGUGUGGCCAUCAUAUAUUUUGCCGGCGUAUUUGCUGGAUCCUUGGGCACCAGUGUGGUGGAUUCGGAGGUGUAUUUGGUGGGCGCCAGUGGUGGUGUUUAUGCCCUAUUAGCAGCUCAUCUGGCCAAUAUCACUCUUAAUUAUGGCCAAAUGAAAUAUGCUAUUGCCCAGCUGGUAUCAGUGGUGAUAUUUGUAUUUUGCGAUCUGGGAUAUGCAUUUUAUACACAAUAUCUAGCCGUUGAUGUUACUAUGAGCGAAGCUCCACCAGUUUCGUAUAUAGCUCAUUUAACUGGCGCUUUGGCUGGUCUCACCAUUGGCCUGUUGGUGCUCAAGAAUUUCGAGCACAGGGCCUAUGAGAAUCUCAUUUGGUGGCUGGCCUUGGGCAUCUAUUGCGCCUUCACUGUCUUUGCCAUUGUGUUCAAUUUGAUCAAUACAGUGACGGCUCAACUCAUGGAAGAACAGGGUGAAGUUAUUACACAGCAUUUGCUGCACGAUUUGGGCGUUUCAUAAAUGUUUCUGAUUUGUUAACGCCAAUUAAACUAACUAACUAAAUGAAUGUCCCUGAAAUACCGACAUUUUUUUGUAUAUUAUUUUCUUAAAUUAUUUCUAUUCUAUUUUUAUACUUUUUUUUAAAAAAAAAAAAAAAAAAACCCCCCACUUUUGUUAAAUUUUUAUUUUGCCUUUUUUACAAAAAAAUGCAAAUAAAAUCAUUAAAACUAAAUCAAAGAGGAAAAACAAACAUUAAAACGUGAAACCAUGAAACAAAUAAAACAAAAAACCCAAAUUGUGUAAAACAAAUGUUGUGAUAAUACCAAAGACUGAAUUUACUUCAUUAAAUAAUAUAAAAUAAUAAAAUUAAAAUUUUAUUACUAAUAUACACAUAAUUAUAAAAAGAAUCAUUAAAACAAACAAAACAAAACAAACAAACCAACAAAAACUAUUAAUUUAUUAUAAUUUAUUUAUAUAGAAAAAAAACUCAAAAAAAUAUUAAGUAUUUUUGUUAAUUAUUAUUAUUUAUUAUUUAUUUUACAACUCUUAAACCUUGCAUUAAAACAAACCAACAAAAAACCUAAAAAAUUUCUUAAAGAAACAAGAAAAAAAUUUGAAAUUUGAAAUAAAAACGAAAGAAAAACUCAAAAUAAUUGCACACUAGUCAAACCUACCCCUUUUUUUUGUUUUUCUAAAAACUUGUUAAAUUUAUGUAUUAUUACAAAUAAUCCAAAAAAUAAAUUUCUUAAAUAAAAGAAAAUUAAAAAAAAGUAGCAAAAAACUCAUUAAAAAAUCAUUAAAAUCUAAAAAUCCAGCCACACUACUACAACUCAUACAAAAAAAAAGAAACUAAACAAAAACACACACACACAAGUAUUAUUAUUUUAUUAUUUUGUUUUUUCUUAUUGUUUUUUAUUUUAUUAAUAAUUUAUUUAUUUUUAUUAUUAUUAUUUGUUUAAAUUAAAUUAACUCAUACUAGAAAAACAAACAAACACACACAAAACAAAUCUGUAAAUCAUACAAAAAAAAAAAACACACAAAAGUAUAUAAAUUCAAACCAAAGAUUAAAUAAAAAAAAUAUAAAUUAAUAAAUAAAUAAAUUGUAAAACUUAUUAACUGUUACAACCAUAAUCAAGACAGCCCUUCAAAACCCCCUAUUGCCAUUUAAUGAAUCUCUAACUCCCACCCUCCCUGUAGUUAUUGUUUUUGUAGCUUUAAUUUAUCUCACUAAAUUAUUUGAAAUAAUUUCCCCUCAAUUGUUAAUCUAUAUACAUAUAACUAUAUUCAAAACCAAUAUCCAAAUCUCAAUCCAAUUCAAAUCAAUCUAAUCUUUAACUAAAUGCCAAAAAUUGUAAUCAAAUCCUGUUUGUAUUAAAAAAAAAAACACAAAAAAUCAAAUCCAACAUUCAUAUUAUAGAAAAAAAUACUCUUGUAAAAAAAAAACAUGAGAAUUAAUAUAUGUAUGUAUGUGUCUAACCAAAUGAAAAAAAAAACAAAACUAUGGAAAAAAAUAAAAAAUAAUAAUAAACAAAAAAUAAAAAGAAAUGUUAUAUGAAAAAGAAACAAAAAAUCAAA
Calliphora vicina (urban bluebottle blowfly) is the source of this 3795-nucleotide messenger RNA. It is a transcript of the gene rho, whose product is annotated as rhomboid. Gene Ontology annotation, molecular function: serine-type endopeptidase activity. The record is from RefSeq and is a predicted model, not a curated record. The transcript is spliced from 4 exons. The coding region runs from base 1135 to 2241 and encodes 368 amino acids. Gene Ontology annotation, cellular component: membrane. NCBI's taxonomy places the organism in Eukaryota, Metazoa, Arthropoda, Insecta, Diptera, Calliphoridae.